AUGUCGCCGCCGGCCGUUCUGGUCGCCGACGGCGCCAUCUCCCCGCACGCUCCUCCUUCCGCGGCCGCCUUCCUCGAGUCCACCCCGGGCGCCUACACCACCGCGCGCGCAUCCUCCGCCGGCCUCCUCUGGUGGCCCCGACACCUCCUCCGGCUCGCCGACUCCGCGCGCAUCCUCGCCCACUCCCACCCCCACCUCCUCGGCCUCCCGGCCCCUCCGCCACAUACCCUCUCCACAGCCUCCCUCGAGCCUCUCGUCAACCAGUCCGUGCGGGUCGGCGUCCGCGAGAUGCGGAGGCGGAUGCUGGCCUGCUCGGGGCAGGACAUGGCGCUCACGGCGUUGGUCAGAGCUGGUGGCUCGGCGGAGGGGCUUGAGGUCUGCGUCCACCUGGGCGUGUAUGUGCCGCCGGUGUUCGGAGACGCCGGGGCGAGGCUUGCCGUUGCCGGGAGCGGAAGGGAGGCUGCCGCCGCCAAGUACGCGCCCUGGGUUAGGAUGAGGAAGAGUAUGGAGAAGAUGAGGCCUCCUGGAGCCACGGAGCUGUUGCUGACCAAUGAUGCGGAUCGUAUUCUUGAAGGCAGCAUUACGAACUUCUUCGUCGUUUGCUUGAAGGAGGAACAUCAGUCGAAUGAACCCUUCUCUGUUCAAACAGUGACGAAUAGGUUUGAAGUACAAACAGCUCCACUAAGUGACGGCAUUCUCCCUGGAAUUAUGCGCCAGAUAGUGAUAGAGGUAUGCCAUGAUCUUGGGAUCCCCAUACGUGAGGUCUCACCGUCAUGGUCCAAGCGUGAAAGUUGGGAGGAAGCCUUCAUUACAAGUAGCUUAAGGCUUAUCCAGCAUGUGGAUACAGUUCAAGCACCUUUACUAUGGGAAGACAUAGAAACGAAAACCUGGAGCGAUGUAUCUUGGGUGGUGAAGCAGUUUCAGGGAGCUGGAUGCAUCACCACACAGAUACAGAGGAAAAUAUCAGAGAGAGCAUUAACGGAGGAAUAUGAUACAAGAGAUCUCUUGUGAGUUCUGAAUGUUGUCAUUAUUUCUGGGUGAUGGGUCCCCUGGCUUGACCAUCAUUUGUUCAUCGGAGGAGGCGGCCUAAUCAAAAUACAGCUUGCGGUGUUAAUUUGGCGAAGAGAAACUUUUCAGUAGUUUGGACAAAUGUUUCAUGAUCAAAGCAGUGGACCUAAGAAGCCAGUGUUGGUGCCACUCUUGCGUCCUUUUGCAAAGUGAUUAGGACCAGAACCUGGGUAUGGAUGAUACUUGGUCAGCAUGUAUGUGCCGCUUUCUUGCAGAAACUAGUGGUGGAAUCUGGCCAUGAGAGAGGGGGUGAUUGAUUGAAGCAGGCGACCUGCCCAGUAUUGUGACCUGAUGUUGGUUGUUGCAACUUGUAUCUGUAUGUAUAUCAUCCACGCUAUAACAUGAUAUGUGAGCACGGACAAGAGCACUUCUGUACACCAAACUUUGUGUAGGUAAAGGCUCGAUUAUGUACCAAUUUCCAAGUGUACGACGUUACAUACACAGGCACCAUGUCACAAAAUCUUGAGUUCCAUUGGAUGGAAUUUUACAUGCAUAGCUAGGGUGAGUUCAGAUAUUAUUA
Molecule: messenger RNA, 1588 nt
Organism: Lolium rigidum
Lineage: Eukaryota; Viridiplantae; Streptophyta; Magnoliopsida; Poales; Poaceae
Exons: 7
Coding region: 1-1011 (336 amino acids)
Molecular function (GO): catalytic activity
Source: RefSeq, a predicted model, not a curated record